GUGUAUAUAUAUCCUAUAAAAAGUGAGAAACAGAGCUAAACUAAAAAACAGGAGAAAAUAACCGAGACAAAUGGCCAUCAAUGGCAGAGGUGGUCGAGAGGAUGAACCAAUACUUGUACCCUUGUUAGAUCACUCAUCUUCAAACGUCGACUUGACUUCAAAAACCGCACACCAAGAACUCGAACUCCCGUUUCACAAACGGUUCUUGAUCGAAUCCAAGAAGCUAUGGCACAUAGUUGGCCCAGCUAUCUUCAGUCGCAUAGCUUCCUAUUCCAUGUUCGUCAUCACACAAGCUUUCGCCGGACAUCUCGGUGAUCUUGAACUUGCUGCCAUCUCCAUCGCCACAAGUGUGAUCGUCGGCUUCGACUUCGGCCUCUUGUUGGGUAUGGCAAGUGCUUUGGAGACACUAUGUGGGCAAGCAUACGGAGCCAAAAACUACCACAUGUUGGGGGUGUAUCUACAACGCUCAUGGAUCGUGCUUUUCGUAUGUUGUAUAGUACUUUUACCCUUGUACAUAUUCGCCUCACCGGUACUAAAACUCCUCGGACAACCGACAGACAUAGCCGAGCUCUCCGGGGUGGUGUCAAUGAGUUUGAUACCACUUCAUUUCAGCCUAUGCUUUCAGUUCCCGUUGCAAAGGUUUCUUCAAAGUCAACUUAAAACAUACGUGAUUGCGUGGGUGUCACUAGUGGCUUUGGUGGUUCAUUCGGCAAUGAGUUGGCUAGUUGUGGCUAGGUUACAGUUGGGACUUGUUGGGACGGUUGUGACUUUGAAUUUCUCAUGGUGGCUCAUUGUUUUGGGGCUGUUUGCUUAUGUGGUGUUCGGUGGUUGCCCGGAAACAUGGGGAGGGUUUUCAAUGGAAGCUUUUUCUGGAUUGUGGGCGUUUGUUAAACUCUCGGCAGCUUCCGGUGUCAUGUUGUGUUUGGAGAACUGGUAUUACAGAAUAUUGAUAGUGAUGACAGGAAACUUGGAGAACGCAAAAAUUGCAGUUGAUGCUUUAUCCAUAUGCAUGUCCAUCAAUGGCUUUGAACUCAUGAUCCCUCUUGGAUUCUUUGCUGGAACCGGAGUUAGGGUUGCAAACGAGUUAGGAGCAGGCAAUGGCAAAGGCGCUAGAUUCGCUACCAUAGUCGCGGUUACAACAUCCACAAUGAUAGGCGUUGUCUUCUGGAUCUUAAUCAUGUUUUUCCACAACGAGCUAGCGUUAAUAUUCACAAAUAGUGAACCUGUAUUGGAUGCCGUGAGCCAACUUUCACUUCUCUUGGCCUUUACCAUUCUCCUUAAUAGCGUUCAACCUGUUCUAUCAGGUGUUGCUGUUGGGUCCGGAUGGCAAUCAUAUGUAGCGUACAUCAACUUAGGAUGCUACUAUUUGAUAGGAGUCCCAAUGGGACUUGUCAUGGGAUGGGUUUUUCAUCUCGGAGUCAUGGGUAUUUGGGCUGGGAUGAUCUUCGGAGGAACGGCAUUUCAAACGGUGGUCUUAGCUAUCAUCACAAGUCGUUGUAAUUGGGAAUUGGAGGCACAGAAAGCAAGCAAACAUGUAAAGAAGUGGGCAGUUGUGCAUUGAAGAUGACAAGUUCCUAUCUCCUAUAAUUCACCUGAAAUUUGGUGCCAAACGCUUCAAUCUUGUUAAUGUUAUUGCAUCUAUUUAAUUAUUUUUUAUUAAAGUAUUCACAUAUAAACAUGGCAAGAUUGAAAACUUUGCAAUGAAAGGUUAGUUGUUUCUUGUACCA
Molecule: messenger RNA, 1727 nt
Organism: Helianthus annuus (common sunflower)
Lineage: Eukaryota; Viridiplantae; Streptophyta; Magnoliopsida; Asterales; Asteraceae
Product: protein DETOXIFICATION 27
Exons: 8
Coding region: 71-1561 (496 amino acids)
Biological process (GO): xenobiotic detoxification by transmembrane export across the plasma membrane
Cellular component (GO): membrane
Molecular function (GO): xenobiotic transmembrane transporter activity; antiporter activity
Source: RefSeq, a predicted model, not a curated record